CAUAUAAAAAGCUGCAGUCUAAAUAAUCAUUAUUAUGAGUAGACAGUCCGUGCAGUUAAUUAUUAUGUUAAAUGCAGCACGUGCUUGUUGCCACGUGUGAUGAAAGAAAUGCAACCAACGGUCAUUCAAUACCAACGCAUGCGCAGUUAUGCAAUUUAUUUUGUCCACGAUCCCGCGCAAUUCCCAACAUCGCCCGGUUACUACGGGAACCAGCAGUGGCCAAACAAACACACGGAUAAAUAUUUUCGCUAUCCUGGAUGUGUCGUACGGUGUACUGAACCAUUGAUUCCACGAUGGAAGACGACAUUUACGGUGGAUUUUCCGGUGUUACUAAUAAACUAUUCAAUUACGAUAUUAAAGAGGACAAGGCGUUCCAAAAUGCAGUGAAAACCUCGAGCUAUGGCAAGAAAACGUCGACACCAAAGUUCUACUGGAAUGGGGACAAACUGGGAUCCGCCGAAGCGUCCGCUACAAUGGCCCGUCCUUCGACGGCCAUUCGUCCGGUGGGAUAUUCGUCGCAGAGCAGCAAACUAUUUGAUCCGCUGAAUCAAGCAGCUAAGAAGAUCGUUGUGAUGGAGAGCAAGAAAGAGGAGACUCCCGAGCAGCGCUACAAAAACAUGGAAACCAAAAUCUACGCCCUGUUGGAAGAGUCCAUUAUUGCUAGUACCGGUGCCAAGCCGGACAUGUCUGCCGGUUUGGCCAAAGCGAAGGAAGCUUCCGCCAUGGAUCGCACGUUGCUACGUAUGCGGGAUCAAGAUGGUGGAACGUACACCCAUAAUUUCGAUUUGACGUUCUUUGUGCUUUUCAAUCUAGCGAAUGUGUACGCAAAGAACGAGAUGUACAUCGAAGCCCUAAAUACGUACACUUUGAUGACUAAGAAUAAAAUGUUUCCCAACGUCAACCGGCUGAAGAUCAAUAUGGGGAAUAUUUAUUUUCAGCUGGGGCUUUACACAAAGGCAAUCAAAAUGUAUCGGAUGGCGUUGGAUCAGGUUCCGAGCAACCAAAAAGAACUUCGAUUGAAGAUCACUCACAACAUUGGUAUACUGUUCAUCAAAAUGGGUCAAUAUUCGGAUGCCGCAACAAGUUUUGAGUUCAUCAUGUCGGAGAAAAGUGAUCUGAAGACAGGGUUACACUUAAUUUUGUGUUACUAUGCCCUCGGUGACGUAGAUAAGAUCAAGCACGCCUUCCAGUUACUGCUGGACAUUCAAAUCGACUACUUGGAAGACGAUAAAAUUUUCCAGACAAACUCUAAUCCAUCGUACGAGUAUAUCAACGAAAUGAUCAAAUCCGAUGAGCUGCACGUCUACGAGCAAAAGAUACGACACCUUGCCGAAAAGAAUAUUCUCAUCUCGGCAAACCUGAUUUCAACGAUCAUUGACGAUUAUUUUAACGAUGGGUACAGUUGGUGUGUGGAAACUAUAAAGAACUCAUAUUUUUCAUCGUUGGCCGUAGAUCUUGAGUUAAAGAAGGCCGUUAUCUACCUAAAACAAGACGAUAUCCAGCAGGCGAUUGAAACUUUGAAGUACUUCGAGAAGAAGGAGUCCAACAUUGCCAUAAACGCUGCGAUCAAUCUUAGUUUUAUCCACAUUUUGAAAAAGGACAUCACAACAGCAGAGAACUACGCUGAGACGGCCAAAAAAAUCGACAGUUACUGCCCGGCGGCUUUCAUCAACAGCGGAGUCUGUAACAUGCUCAAAAAUGACCUGGAAACGGCAAAGCUAAUGUUUUUCAAUGCCUUAGACAUUGACUCUACUUCGUUCGAGGCACUUUACAACAUUGGACUAAUCUUUAAGAAACUCGGCGAUCACAACAACUCGCUGCUCUACUUCCGUAAGAUCAUAUCCAACCUUGGCCAUGAACAACAUCCGGAGGUCCUGUACCAGAUUGCCAACCUUUACGAUCUGUUGGGAGACGUCGGAACUGCUUUGGAGUACCAUCUGCAGCUGUUAAGUUUGGUUCAGCAAGACAACAAGAUCAUACAGAAGAUCGGGGAAUUGUACGAAACGGACGGGGAACGCCAGCAAGCCUACCAUUACCAUCACGAAUCCUACCGCAUUUUCCCAAUUGAGUCCAGCGUAAUCAACUGGCUGUGCUCGCACUACAUCGAACUACAAGUGGUCGAGAAGGCAAUCGGCUUCUACGAGAAGGCCGUUCUGAAGAACCCCCAAGAUCCGUACUAUUUGCUACGGAUCGCCGGAUGCUAUCGCCGCAUCGGCAACCAACAAAAGUCGCUUAAUCUGUUCAAGACUAUUCAUGAUAUCUACCCGGAGAACGUAGACUGCUUGCGAGCGUUGAUCCAUCUGACCCAGACACAGGGCAACAACGAACUGUGCGAACGUUACAUGAGCGAACUUCAAAAGCUGGAAAAGCAAAAGGAAGUUCGUCAACGAAUCAACACAAGUAGACCGCCGACUACGGCGAGCAGUUCUCGCAUUUCCAGUGGCGAGCUGAGUGCUCGAUCGGGAGGAGGUCCGGACAGUUAUCAACCACCCGGAACAGCGUCCGGAGGUACGAAAAGCUCCGACGUAUCACCAGACUACAACACAUUAACAACCGCAUACGGUUAUGCGGAUCCGUUAGGACCACCGCAGGAACGACCACGUACCGGAAUUCGGAAAAAUCUCACACUUGACGACGAUUCCGACGAGGAUAUAAAUCCUUACGAUUUAUUGCCAGUUUAAGGAUUGGAAAGAAUAUUUGAAUACUUUGACGGUUUAAUAAACUGAUAAU
Messenger RNA from Armigeres subalbatus, 2730 nucleotides. RefSeq names its product intraflagellar transport protein 88 homolog (gene nompB). Gene Ontology annotation, biological process: intraciliary transport; non-motile cilium assembly. The coding region runs from base 294 to 2681 and encodes 795 amino acids. NCBI's taxonomy places the organism in Eukaryota, Metazoa, Arthropoda, Insecta, Diptera, Culicidae. The record is from RefSeq and is a predicted model, not a curated record. Gene Ontology annotation, cellular component: ciliary basal body; ciliary base; non-motile cilium. Gene Ontology annotation, molecular function: kinesin binding. The transcript has 5 exons.